CAUGGUAGUUGUUUCAGCUUUGAUUAGGAAUAUUUGGAUUUUUUAGUGGAAAACUUUGCGCGGGCGGGCGGACGCGUGUUUGACGCAGUGAAUGGACGACCGCUACUACUACCACCAACAAUGCCGAUACGAACAUAUCUCGAUCUGAUUUGAGGAAAGAAAACACAUUUUCUGUAUUUCCUGGGAAGGACCCAGCUGUUUAGGUCGCACUUGGAAAACAUGAUUCUCAAGAUUUUUAAAGACACUAAUCUCCAGUCCAAAUUUCCAGACCACUUUGUUAGUUCAUUUAUAGCCAUUUUGACGUGUCUAUCCAUUUCCAACUAUUGCUUAUCUGUUGUGUGUUUGCGUGGAGCGGAUAAAAUAAUCAUUCUCCAAACUUUAAGUCGUAUAUCCUGCGAACUUUCGCCGGAUUCAAGAUUUGCUAGAUCUGGAAUUACAGUGAAACUUAAUCAUCUUUCAGAUUAUUCGAAAAAGUAAAAUCGGUGAAGUUUGAGAAUUCAUUAAGAGUUAUCCCAUAUCUGACACCAUCCUAACCACGAAGAAAAUCAAAGUUUCCUAAAACUUAUUAAACAAAUUUGACCUAUUUUCUUUGCUAACGAGAAAUAACAAUGAUAAAAUUUUAGCUAAAUCUAAUGGCGUAUGUUUGUGCCUGUAAGUAAUGGCUGUCACAAGAUGGAAAAAGGUGUCACUCCGCAUAUCAAAUAAGAGAAGAUUGAUCUCUGUUCGGCAGAUGAAAGAAAUCUCAGAACUGAGAUGGGUGCGAAUAAAGGUAGCUCAACUGAAACGUUUUUGUGCCGAAAAAGGUUAUGGACAAAUGGCUCCAGCAACUGUGUGGGGAAGAGUGUUCUGCAUCUUCUACGCCAUCUUCGGUAUCCCCAUCACUGGCCUCAUGCUUAAAUCCAUCGGAGAGCGCAUUACUGAAGGCAUCGCAGAUUUCUGGCGGAUCAUCGACCGACGUCUCUUUAACCGCGAUCCUAAAAGUAUUCACAUGAAGACGGUGUUAACAGUCUUUGCACUUGUCAUAACCAUGCUUCUCGUUCUGGCAGCACUGGCAGUAGAAUACGAAGGCUGGACUUACUUUCAAGGCAUCUAUUUUGGGUUCAUCACCCUUAGUACCAUCGGAUUUGGAGACUACGUACCCGCCCACCCAUCCAAGGACGAGACUAACCACCCUGCCUUCGUCAUCAUCUUCACGCUUAUCACAUUUCUCUACUUCACUGUUGGUCUAGCGCUUGUCUCCAGUGCCCUGCUCGCGAUCAGUCGAUUAUUUGAGGAUGAACCGCCUUGGGGAUUUAUAUCACUCAUGAAUCAAGAUGACGACGAGGAGGAGAGGAUGAUGCGGGAGAAGGUGCAGGCGAUGAGUCGAGCUGCAGGCACGGACGGGUAACCUGUGUUAACAAAUACAGGACAUUCCCUGCACUCGCGAAUCCGUAUCGGACCAGAGACAUCAACGGAUGAUGAGGCAUAAUCAAUACCGGGAACUCUUGGGGUUACGGGACUCACUUGACUUCUCUUCUAAUAUGGAAGAUUCGCAUGCUAAUCAGAAUCUAAGGCUUUCUACGUGUGAAUUAACCAAAUCUUUGCGGUAUGUUUAGAAACAUUUUGUGGUGUGGGACUCACCAGUCUUCACGUCAAAUUUUCAAGCUACUCAGGAAAUUAAGACUUUCUACGUCGAAUUGCACCAGAUUAUUGCGGUAACCUAUUUACUCUGAGCUUCAGUACAUUCUACGUUUGGUGGUGAUACAUUUUCUUGCAUGCGUUAUUCACGGGUAUCAGUUAAUCUACACUAUCUGCAUCCUACACUAAAGGGGUGUUUCUUUUUAUUUCUUCUCAUUUAUUUUGCGGAAAACUUCAAUAUAAAGAGGAACUUUUCAAAAGAACUUCCUUUUAUCAAGAAAGGACACGCAGAAACCCAGAUCAAUUUAUUUUUCUACAAACAAAUAAUGACGAUGGAAUUUUCCUAUGGAGCAUGUCUUCGAUA
This is a messenger RNA of Nematostella vectensis (starlet sea anemone), 1981 nucleotides long. Its product is annotated as potassium channel subfamily K member 3. Gene Ontology annotation, molecular function: potassium ion leak channel activity. The record is from RefSeq and is a predicted model, not a curated record. The coding region runs from base 659 to 1387 and encodes 242 amino acids. Gene Ontology annotation, cellular component: membrane. NCBI's taxonomy places the organism in Eukaryota, Metazoa, Cnidaria, Anthozoa, Actiniaria, Edwardsiidae. The transcript is spliced from 2 exons. Gene Ontology annotation, biological process: potassium ion transmembrane transport; stabilization of membrane potential.